Molecule: messenger RNA, 1010 nt
Organism: Macrosteles quadrilineatus (aster leafhopper)
Lineage: Eukaryota; Metazoa; Arthropoda; Insecta; Hemiptera; Cicadellidae
Product: small nuclear ribonucleoprotein Sm D3-like
Exons: 4
Coding region: 348-773 (141 amino acids)
Biological process (GO): RNA processing; spliceosomal snRNP assembly
Cellular component (GO): catalytic step 2 spliceosome; pICln-Sm protein complex; SMN-Sm protein complex
Molecular function (GO): RNA binding
Source: RefSeq, a predicted model, not a curated record
UUGAAAUUGAAACCACUGAAACCGGUGAAACAAACGUGAAGUGUGCGUUUUCGCUUGAGAAUUUACAUAAUUGAUACUCUUCAUAAUAUAAGGUUACUGAAAUAUUAAUAAUUCAACAGUUCCGUUGAUUGUUAACUACUUCCUUCAUUACUUAUGAACACCCACCCUUACCCGUCCGAAGAAGAGAAAGGUCAAUUGAGAUUGCCUAGUGUGUAUCUAGACGCCCUUCUGAAGACCUCCCACUCACCCAAAAAGACAACAUCUCCGGAAAGUGAUAAGAAAGAAAAUACUUCUAAGGACACAAAAGAAAAGGAGAAAUAAACGCUUGACUGUAGCAAAGAUACAACAUGUCUAUUGGAGUACCCAUCAAAGUCCUACAUGAAGCAGAGGGACAUGUAAUUACAUGUGAAACCAUGACGGGUGAAAUUUACCGAGGCAAGCUAGUUGAAGCAGAAGACAACAUGAACUGUCAGAUGACAGGCCUCAGUGUUACGUAUCGUGAUGGAAAAACCGCAACUGUAGAGAAUGUUUACAUAAGAGGAUCAAAAAUUCGAUACCUAAUACUUCCUGACAUGUUAAAAAAUGCUCCUAUGUUCAAAAGAGCAGGGAAUAAAGCUUCCAGUUCUGGAGCUGGACGUGGCAAGUCAGCCAUUCUGCGUGCACAGGCAGCUCGAGGUAGAGGAAGGGGAGGCCCAUCACAGAGAGGGCAGGGUCGACCCAACUGGCAGGGCGGCAGUGGUGGGGGCGGUCGUGGUGGACAAGAACGCCGCUGAAACUACCAACCUUCUAUUCAAUAAUCUAGAUUUUAAGAAUGUUGAUACUGUUCCUUUAAAAAAUGUUGUUUAUUGUUUCUGCUCAGUAAUUAAUUUUCAUUAAUUUCAUUUACAGUUGACACAACGUUAAUUGAAAUCUGUUAUUUUUAAGAAGUAAUUCCAUUGCCCUUGUAAACAUUUGUGUUCGUACAAUUUACAGUAAUUUUGUAUUAAAAUGUGUUUCUUAUGAUAAACCAA